AUGUCAGGCUACUAUGUUGGACCCUUCGGUCGUAUGUUACCCACCACCGGCCCAUCCUCGGAGCAGCAAUCCGAGCGUCCAGCUAAUUUACAAGAAUCCGGGGAUCCCCCAUACCAGCUUCCACCCCCGCGUACACCGGCCAGUUUACAAUUUGGAUCGGAUCCCUUCUUGCGCCAGCGUCAGCAGGAAAACCCCGAGAGACCUUCCGACCUUGGACGCCAAAGGACAGAGCAACUUCCCUCAGUAAGGCAACUUCUUACACCAGUGACCAGCUCCAAUUCUCCUCCUACAUAUCCUCAAGCCUAUACUUCAUCUAGCACGGAGCGUCGUGACUCCUCGUACCCAUACCGGCACCACGAGUCAACCUUGUCUUCGCAGCUCUCCCCAACUGCCGUACAUGACAGAGCAAAAGGCCGCUCAGAGUCUCUUCCACAUUCACAGAGUGGAAAUCUACCUCCAUUGUCACAUGUGGCACCCUUGCAUAGUCCAGAAGAUAUAAGACAUCAUACACCAACGAGAAGCGACUCGUCGGCAAUCGGCUACCCGCACGGCCAAUUGCCAUUUCACAGCACAGCAUAUCACGAAAAAUUACCCAGCGGGGAACUAUCUUCACCAGAGGCUUCCGGUAGACAUGAAAAAACAGUGAGACCACACGUGGUUGACGAGCGAUACAUUGAAGGGGAAGGGAUCUGCUACGUUUACGCCGAUGGAUCUCACUGCCCCAAGGCCAUUGACGGGAUCCCCGUGAAUGCAAACUGGGGUGUCACCAAGGCUGGAAAGCCGAGAAAACGCCUUGCCCAAGCAUGUUUGAUCUGCCGUGAAAAGAAGAUCAAGUGUCAACCAAACUUGCCCAAGUGUGACCAGUGUCAAAAGUCGGGACGGGAAUGCAGGUUUGAAAAUGCUCCUCGUGGGAACCGGGCUUCUGCCUCCAUGCGAGGUUCUCAAUCAGCAGGGCCAUCUAGCAAACCCGAUGGGAGAGAUCCCUACGCACCCUCCAGUCAUUCCACUUCGGACAAUUCCCCAUCACUCUAUAACCUUACUCGAGCCUCCGAUAGCGGUACUUCGCUUCCGGGGACAAGCGGCCACUCACCAACAUCAGAGGGCUCAAUGCUCACCCCAUCAGGCACGGAAACAACAUACGAGACCAUGGCCGACGCGGACAGAGCCUAUAGAUCGCGCGCGAGCCGGUUCCCACCACCUUUCUCAGGCGCGGAUGAUACUCUCGGACGAUCGGCAUAUAUUGAGAGCAGCCGCCAACCGGAAUACUCUGACAUCCUCGGGGAACUCAAGGACAACAACCCAGAUGACCCAUUGGUGGGCUCCUGGCAUCUCGACCCCCACGAAAGCGAUUCCGAAACGACGAUGCAUUACAUUGAAUGUUAUUUCAUGCACGUGAAUGAUGGGCUGUACCACAUGUUCCCACAUACGCGAUUCGUCCUUUGGUUGAAAUCAUACCCCAACAAGUCUGCAGAGGAUAAGAUGUUACUCUAUUCUAUGAUGGCAUUGGGGGCUGUAUUCUCGGACAGGUCGGACAAAGUGGUAGCCAUGAGACGUUAUGCUCGCAUAGCACGCUUUGCCAUCAACCGAAGUCAGCAUGCUCUGUCUUUGCAGCUGGUCCAGAGUCAUAUCAUAAUGAGUCUCUGGUACUACGCCACAGGAUCGCUGGUCGGGUCUUGGGAUUCGAUCGGUGCAGCAGGGCGAGCAGUUUUCGGACUUCGUUAUAAUUUGGAAUCUGGAGGGGUCGUGGUGGAUCAGAACCAAGCCUGUGAUUAUGGACUCCAUCCACAGGCGUUGAUUGAGUGCCGUCGUCGAACAUUUUGGAUUGCUUUUGUGCUGGAUCGCUUUUCUAGUCUCUAUUCGGCAUCGUCCACAUUCAUCUCGUCAGAUGCGGCAUUGCUACGACUUCCCUGUCGCGAGGAAAUCUAUGAAACGCAACAAUAUGCGACGGCACCUUACUUCCAAUCCUUCCUGAACCAACCCACCUCCUCCGAUGACGAUCGUCCGACCCUCAGUCCAAUGGCCUUUUUGAUCGAACUCAUGGCGAUCUGGGGAGACGUUUCCCUCCACGUCAUACGUCUACCACACAUGCCUCCCGAAGCGUACGGCCGACUCGCCGAAGAAUUCCAUACGACCAUCGUCCACAAAACCAACACCAGGAUGACCCGACUCCCCGAACAUCUUCAAUUCUCAUCUGUAAAUCUGGAACAAAGCAUACGGGCUCGGAAAGCGGACACCUUUAUUUCAAUCCACCUGUUUUACCAUGCCACUUUGAUGAAACUAUACAGACACGCCCGGUACCAAAGCCUUCGAGCUGAGAUCCUCACCCAAUACAUCCACCGAGCUCGAUACCACGCCGUCGAAAUCCUCCGUAUCGCUCCUACCUUCGACCAAUUCGCCAAGGAGAUCAUGUCAGCUCGCUCCAGCACAGAUGUCGCCCUUCCACAAAUGACCCUCCUCAACCCAUUCCUCGGAUAUGUCAUUUUAUCUGCCGUGGACGUUCUCAGUGCCGCUGGAUUGGCGUCGCAGCUACAAGAAUGCAUUUCCUACAUCCGAGGUGCCCUGAUCACCGUCCAAGAACUGAGCCGUUACUGGGACAGUUCUCUGCAGCUCGUCUCCGCCCUCCAGAGACGCCUGGGAGUAAUGAUUGACUGUCUGAACGAGCGCAGCGGCUUUGCUCUAGAUGGACCUUCUCUCGAGACGAAAGUCCACGCUGGAGCUUUACCUUCCCACCCACCUGGCAGCCUAAGCGAGGAUCUCUUCACCGGCUCGAUGCCUCGCGCAGUCUUGUUGAACGCCCUACGAGUCGACGAUAGCCUCCUCUCAGAGAGCAGUAUUGCCUGGAUCAAGGAUCCCUGA
Messenger RNA from Penicillium nucicola, 2856 nucleotides. Its product is annotated as Zn(II)2Cys6 transcription factor. Gene Ontology annotation, biological process: DNA-templated transcription; regulation of DNA-templated transcription. NCBI's taxonomy places the organism in Eukaryota, Fungi, Ascomycota, Eurotiomycetes, Eurotiales, Aspergillaceae. Bases 1 to 2856 code for a protein of 951 amino acids. Gene Ontology annotation, molecular function: DNA-binding transcription factor activity, RNA polymerase II-specific; DNA binding; zinc ion binding. Gene Ontology annotation, cellular component: nucleus. The transcript has 4 exons. The record is from RefSeq and is a predicted model, not a curated record.